CCGCGACCCUAAUAAACUUAACCAAAAUCGAAUUAUUAUAAUAGUGUGAACUGUGAACCUUUGAAGCUUUUGGUCUUACUGAAAUAACUUUUUUAUUUUGACCAAAUUUAUCUAACUAAAUGUAGAGCAGACCUUAUUACUUAGCUAACCAUUAUACAUAAUAUUUCUUAUAGCCUGUUAUCUCAACGCAACAAACAACCAGCAUACAAAGUUAAUCAACUACCAUCAUGCCGGCUGCAACGGAACAAGUUGCUGAUGUUGAGAUGAAAAAUGUGGACAGUCCAAGUGGGGAAAACGAAACUGUCGAUAAAAAGGAUGUGGAUAAUCUAAGUGUCCAAGAAAUCCGAGAACACACACGACAGAUAGAGAAGGCCGUCUUGACCAAGGAACCUCGAUUUAUCUUGCGAGUUCUCCGUGCUUUGCCCAACACUCGCAGGAAGUUGAGCCCAGUGGUAUUGAGAAAUCUUAUUUCUGGGUUUUACACUCAUUCCACCUCAGAGAAAGAUGCACUUCUCAACUUUGUUGAUGAGCCGAUGGAAGAAAGCACCAAUCAGUUGAAGAUGCGCAGUGGAAAGAGCUCUUCUUCUCCCUUACUACCAGAGAUUGAUGGCUACCUCCACCUUUUAGUCCUUGUAAAACUCAUUGAUGGAGAGAAGUACAAAGAAGCAGUGCAGUGUUCUGACUUGUUGAUGAACAAAGUAACAGCUCAGAACCGCAGGACUUUGGAUCUUGUAACUGCUAAAUGUUAUUUCUAUCACUCCAGAGCGUACGAAUUGACUAAUCAGCUAGAUAAAAUUAGAGGUUUCUUGCAUGCUCGCUUGAGAACAGCAACCCUUCGGAACGACUUCGAGGGUCAGGCAGUCCUGAUUAAUUGCUUGCUUCGAAAUUACCUUCACUACAAUCUGUAUGAUCAAGCUGACAAGUUGGUUUCCAAGUCUGUAUUUCCUGAAAAUGCUAGCAAUAAUGAGUGGGCCCGUUUUCUCUACUACCUGGGUUGCAUUAAGGCGGCAAGACUGGAAUACUCUGCCGCUCAUAAACAUUUGGUUCAAGCCAUGCGCAAAGCUCCUCAAACCACUGCUGUUGGAUUUCGACAGACCUCACAAAAGUUGGCAGUAACUGUGGAGCUACUGUUGGGGGACAUACCAGACCGUCAGAUAUUCCGGCAAGCAGCUCUUCGACGGUCUUUGGCCCCGUACUUUCAGCUUACACAAGCUGUUCGAUUGGGAAACCUGCAAAGAUUCGGGGAGGUAUUGGAAAAUUUUGGACCUCAAUUCCGUGCAGAUCACACUUUUACUUUGAUUCUGCGUCUUCGUCACAACGUCAUCAAGACUGCCAUCAGAAGCAUUGGGCUGUCUUACUCUCGCAUCACACCUGCCAACAUCGCUCGCAAGUUGUCUCUUGAUUCUCCUGAAGAUGCUGAGUUCAUUGUAGCUAAAGCUAUUAGAGACGGAGUGAUAGAAGCAACCUUGGACCCCGAACAUGGCUACAUGCAGAGCAAAGAAGCAACAGAUAUCUACUGCACACGAGAACCUCAGUUGGCUUUCCAUCAGAGGAUAUCGUUCUGCUUGGAUCUUCACAACCAGAGUGUGAAGGCCAUGAGAUACCCUCCAAAAUCUUAUGGGAAGGACUUGGAGUCUGCUGAAGAACGCAGGGAAAGAGAGCAGCAAGACUUGGAGUUGGCCAAGGAAAUGGCUGAAGAGGAUGAUGAUGGUUUCCCUUAAGUCCUCAACUGCAUCAUCAAAGGUUUUUUUGUAUUAAUUUCACUUUGUCAUAGUUCACAAUAAAAAAUAUUUAUGUUUAA
This is a messenger RNA of Macrosteles quadrilineatus (aster leafhopper), 1801 nucleotides long. RefSeq names its product probable 26S proteasome non-ATPase regulatory subunit 3. The coding region runs from base 228 to 1721 and encodes 497 amino acids. The transcript has 2 exons. Gene Ontology annotation, biological process: regulation of protein catabolic process; ubiquitin-dependent protein catabolic process. Gene Ontology annotation, molecular function: enzyme regulator activity. Gene Ontology annotation, cellular component: proteasome complex; proteasome regulatory particle, lid subcomplex. The record is from RefSeq and is a predicted model, not a curated record. NCBI's taxonomy places the organism in Eukaryota, Metazoa, Arthropoda, Insecta, Hemiptera, Cicadellidae.